Molecule: messenger RNA, 2837 nt
Organism: Cynara cardunculus var. scolymus (artichoke)
Lineage: Eukaryota; Viridiplantae; Streptophyta; Magnoliopsida; Asterales; Asteraceae
Product: BEL1-like homeodomain protein 1
Exons: 7
Coding region: 506-2563 (685 amino acids)
Biological process (GO): regulation of transcription by RNA polymerase II
Molecular function (GO): DNA-binding transcription factor activity, RNA polymerase II-specific; RNA polymerase II cis-regulatory region sequence-specific DNA binding
Source: RefSeq, a predicted model, not a curated record
UUUCUCUCUCUCUCUCACCUAAAAGCACACCCUUCAAACACACAUACAUCUACAUCUUUCGGAUUGCUUUCUCUCUCUCUCUCUCUCUCUCUCUAAAAAGUUGUCUUUGUUCCAAGAUAGAGCAGCUGAUAUAUGAUCAGCAAAGCUGCUGCAUCAACUGAUUAGAAAAAGGAAGGUCAAAUCUUGAAUUUAAUUCCCAUCUUUCAUCCAUUCAUAGCACACCCUUUCAAGUCUGUUGGAGAGCUCAUAUAUAUCUAUCUGAAGAAUAUAUAUAUAUAUAUAUAUAUCAAGAGGCCAUCGUGUUAACAGAUUUUGAAUGAUGAUGAUGAUGAUGGAGCAACACGUGGACACUCAUUAUUUCUCCAUCACUACCACCCUCUCUUCAGUUUCUGGGAAUUGAAGCAGAUCUUCUCCAGCUGCUUUUGUUUUUUACAGUUGCGUAUGGGUUGACAAAACCCUACCUUAGGCAGCAGAUUGAAGAAACUUAUAAUAUAUAAAAACAUCCAUGGCGACCUACUAUAAUGGAAGUUCAGAAAUUCAAGGAGGAGAUGGGUUGCAGACACUAGUUCUCAUGAAUCCUGGAUAUGUUUAUUACUCCGACGCACAACAAUCCAAUCAACCACAGCCUGGGAACUUCGUGUUUCUUGAUUCCAACCAUCCUGGAAAUAAUCCGGUCAACAGUCACCAGCAGCAGGCAAAUAUGUCUCACGCGCCACCGCCACCACCACCGCCUUCCCAGACUCAGCAAUUUGUUGGCAUCCCGCUAUCUGCAUCACCACCGUCAUCUGUCCAUUCCCAGCAUGAUGUCUCCUCCCUGCACGCUUUCAUCCCACGAGCCCAGUACAUGUAUAAUCCUGUGGAGAUGGUGGCACCACCACGGGAGGUCACACCGUUUCAGCAAGGCCUGUCUUUGAGCCUGUCUUCUCAGCAAUCCAGGUAUGGGUCUCAGGCUGCCAGAGUAGCUUCUAUUUCUCCGACAGCCGGUGAUGAGCGCAGAGCCACCGUUGGCGGUGGCGGAACCACAUCAUCAGCUUCUGGGAUUUCCAACAGUGUCAACGGUAUGCAUAACAUGCUGUUGAAUUCCAAGUACCUGAAAGCAACCCAAGAAAUUCUUGAAGAAGUGGUGAACGUGGGUAAAGGAGUGCUCAAGAACUCCGACCAGUCAACUAAGAAUCUCACGACCGUCGGUAGCGGUGAUGGUGGAUCACCGCCACCUAUCACCACUGAAGGACUCAGCAGGGAUGAAACCGGAAGCAAAUCUGGUGGUGGCGCUGAACUUACUACAGCCGAAGGACAGGAAAUUCAGAUGAAGAAAGCAAAGCUUGUUAACAUGCUUGAUGAGGUGGAGCAGAGAUACAGACAAUAUCAUCAUCAGAUGCAAAUUGUGAUCUCUUGGUUUGAACAAGCAGCAGGAAUYGGGUCUGCGAAAACUUACACAGCAUUAGCUCUUCAGACGAUCUCGAAGCAAUUCAGGUGCCUCAAAGACGCGAUUAUGGGACAGAUUAAGGCUGCCAGCAGGAGCUUGGGUGAAGAAGACAGUUUAGGCGGUGGCAGGAAGCCUGAUGGAAGCGGGUCGAGGCUAAAAUUUGUAGAUAAUCAACUCCGGCAACAGAGGGCUUUGCAGCAAUUGGGAAUGAUCCAACACAACGCUUGGAGACCCCAGAGAGGAUUGCCCGAGCGAUCUGUUUCUGUUCUUCGUGCUUGGCUCUUUGAACAUUUCCUUCACCCUUAUCCGAAGGAUUCAGACAAGCAUAUGCUUGCAAAACAAACAGGUCUUACAAGAAGUCAGGUUUCAAAUUGGUUCAUCAAUGCUCGAGUGAGGCUAUGGAAGCCGAUGGUGGAGGAGAUGUACCUGGAGGAAAUCAAGGAACAAGAACAGAAUGGAUUGGACGAUCAUAAAAUGAGCAAAAGCGAACAAAACGAAGAGAAUUCGUCAUCCAAGCUGGAGAAGAGCCUUUCACCGGAAAACUCAAACAGACGAUUCAAAUGCACCAAACCAGAGAAUUCCUUCAACCAUGCUAGCCAAAACAUCCAUCCACCAUCAAUGUCGGUUUCCACCAGUGUCUCGACAUCUCCCACUGCUGCUGGAAUAAAUUUCCAGAACCCCUCUGGUUUCAGCCUCAUUGGCUCCUUAGAAAUGGAAGGAAUCACACAAUUCAGCCCCAAGAAACCAAGAAACAGCGAAAGACAGCAGCAAAACCAAGAUGGCGGUUUUUCAUUAACCGGCAACCCAACCGACUUCAUGGGCGGACUCGGGGGAUACCCAAUUGGUGAAAUUGGAAGGUUCAGUGCCGAGCAAUUCCAACAGCAGUACUCAGGAAACGGAGUCUCGUUGACCUUAGGCCUACCACACUGUGAGAACCUAUCAAUAUCGGGCACCCACCAGAGUUUCCUCCCUAACCAAAACAUCCAACUCGGCAGAGGAACAGAACUAGGAGAAGAUAAUGAGUUUGGUGCCAUAAAUCCACCAUCUUCUUCACACUCAGCAGCCAUGUACGAGUCGAUGACCAUUCAAAACCGUAAGAGGUUUGCUGCACAACCUCUACCAGAUUUUGUUGCUUGAUCAAGAUCAUGGGUGCUGUCAAGAAUUCAAGAAAUAAAAACAAGAUUUACCCUAGAACAGAUCUAUACUUUGAUGAGCAAGAACCAUUAGAGUUCUUUAUAGAUACAGAUUAGGUUUUUCAAGAAUCGUUCCAUGAUUUAAGGACUGUAUAUUAAUUUUGUAUCAGCAGAUGCAUAGAUGGAUUGGCAGGCAUAUUGUAUGUAUGUAUGUAUGUAAAACUAGUUAUAUAUAUCGUUAAAUGGGGGGUAUACGAAAACAAUAUUUAUUAUUAUGA